AUGGUCGCCUCCUUUUUCAUCACCGGUCUUGUGGCUUUUAUGCUGUGUGGACAUGGUAGUGACAUGCUCGGUCGACGGUGGUUCAUGAUCGCUGGUAACAUCUUUGUCCCUGUCGGAUACAUCAUCGCAGCUACUGCCAAAACCUUCGACACUGUCAUUGCGGGCAUGGCGAUUGCUGGAGUUGGUGGGGCCAUCUGCCAGACGGCAACCUUCACCGCUCCAGAGUUGCUUCCCAACAAAUGGCGCCCUGCUGCCGUUGCGGGUGCCGACUCGAUAGUCCUCGUGGCUUGCACCGUUUGCCCCGUGGCCGCUCGUUACUCUCUCCAGCACGGCACAUGGCGUUGGCUCUUGUGGGUUCCCGUGAUCGGAAACAGCAUCUGCGCCAUCAUACUCUUCCUCUUCUACUUCCCACCAAAGCACCCGAGAGGUCUGUCUUUCAGGGACGCCGUGAAACAGAUUGACUACAUAGGAGGGUUGCUCUUUACCGCCGCGGCCGUCCUCAUAUUGGUGGGUGUCGUCUUUGCGUCUUACCUCCCCUCUGCGGACGGCCGGGUUACUGGUACCUUGGUUGGCGGAUUUGUUGCGCUCAUCGGAUUCGCCUGCUGGGAGACAUUGGCGCCAAUCAAGCAAGCUCUGACACCACCACGCCUGUUCAGAGUCAACCGUGGAAAGGCAUUGACUGCCCCAUUUCUCGUCGCCUUCAUGGUGCCCGUCUACUACCUGGGAACCAACAUCAUCUGGGGACAAAUUGUAAACGCCAUCUUCAGCCCAGGGGAACCCAGUUCCCCUCUCUCCAUGGAGCUGUCCAUCGUGCAAGGUCUAGGCAUGUGCACAGGCGGUGUCCUCCUGAGUGUUUUGGGACGUCGUAUCAAGCACUGGCAAUGGCAACUAUUUGGUUCUGUCACGAUAAUGACCUUGUUUGGAGGUCUCUUGGCUCUCGUGUCACCCGACCGCAAGAAAGCCUUGAUUGCCUUCAACUUCAUCAGUUCGAUCGCAUUCGCGUGGGCCCAGUUUCUGUCAAUCACCUUCUGCCAGUUCGGAGCCCCCCAAACCGAGCUCGGUGUUGUCGGUGCCCUUGGCGGCGUCGGAAGAUUUGGUGGCAACUGUAUUGCGACAACUGUGUAUGUCACCGUGAUCACCCGAUCUUCGACGAGCGCCGCCCUCACGAAAGUUCCUGCGGCUGUUAUCGCUGCUGGAGGCACGCAAGCCAUGGGCCUAGCUCUUCUCGCAGCUAUACCAGCCGGCACCAAGGCUAUCAUGGCUGUUCCAGGUGUCACAGUCGCAAUUGCCGAUGCAGCCGGUGCGGCUUAUAUCGCCAGCUUGAUUGUCGCCAUCAGAACUGUUGCUCUUGUUUCCGUUGCCUUUGGUGGUGUGGGAAUGAUUGGAUCCCUCUGGGUUGAAGAUAUUGGGCCCAAGAUGAACAAUCACAUUGAGGUCUUCUUGGAGAACGAUGUGCAAGCCGCUAAGAAUACCUACCAUUGA
Messenger RNA from Exophiala viscosa, 1482 nucleotides. Its product is annotated as fungal trichothecene efflux pump. Gene Ontology annotation, cellular component: plasma membrane. Gene Ontology annotation, molecular function: transmembrane transporter activity. The transcript has 2 exons. NCBI's taxonomy places the organism in Eukaryota, Fungi, Ascomycota, Eurotiomycetes, Chaetothyriales, Herpotrichiellaceae. Bases 1 to 1482 code for a protein of 493 amino acids. The record is from RefSeq and is a predicted model, not a curated record. Gene Ontology annotation, biological process: transmembrane transport.